This is a messenger RNA of Momordica charantia (bitter melon), 1205 nucleotides long. RefSeq names its product ribonuclease H2 subunit B. The record is from RefSeq and is a predicted model, not a curated record. Gene Ontology annotation, biological process: RNA catabolic process. Gene Ontology annotation, cellular component: ribonuclease H2 complex; nucleoplasm. Lineage: Eukaryota; Viridiplantae; Streptophyta; Magnoliopsida; Cucurbitales; Cucurbitaceae.
UCUCGGUUUCGCUUGGUUCCCGCCGGCGGGAUUCACAUUACCAUUUUCCGGUUCUCAGUGGCCGCCGGUGCUCUUCCUGUCUCAUUUGUUUUGAAGGUUUCGCUCCCUUAAGUUUCAUGGCUUGGUGGGAAGGCGUUGAUGAAACUCGUAUUCUCAUUGCCCCUGAUCAAGGGGUAAAAGGAAAUGAUUCUGGAUGCUUGCUUUCACUUCGCCAUCCAAAAUCAGGAAAUACAACAUGCUUUUUAUACGGAAAUGAGAUGCUGAAGGAAAUUCACUGGUUUAAGCAGUCAUAUUCAUCGUGGUUUUUGGGAGACUAUAUUACUGAAGAUGGUCGUCUCUAUUCUGCCACUCCAGUAGAUCCGGUAUUUAUUUUCUUGCCCAUUUUUGAGGAAGCUAGAAUGAAGAAGAGAGAUGAUCCUGGGAAAUUCAGGCAAUUAGAUGACAUAAUGUUCAUCAAUGGGUAUCCUGGUUAUCAGCGUUUACUGUCUGUUGCAGAAAAGUCUAUGCAAGUAGUUUGUGAGGUUAAAGAGGUUGGAUCAUCUAGGUUUUUUAGGCUUGAUGAUUCAAAGGUAUUGGCAUGGUUAUAUCACAAGGUAUGUCAGCUGAAAAAAACCCUAUGCACACUGGAUAAAAACUAUGCUGCAAGGGAAGAAAAAGAUACAUUAAGCGACGCAGUUUCAAUAUUGGGGGAAUACUUGAAGGAUGAACCAUGGUUGAAGCUUUUAUGUGACCAUCUCAAGUUAAAUUUUGCCGAAGCAAUCAGAAAAGCAUCGGAUGCAGAAAAGGCUCCUAUAAGCAUAGAGAACAAUUUUGAUUCUAAUAUCUCACAGGAUAAGAGUAGGAGUGGCGCAAAGAAUACAAGAAAUGGAAAGCAAAGCAAGAAGCCUAAGGUGGAGACACAAUCACGGAACAUCAAGGACAUGUUUUCAAAGGCUACAAAAAGAAAAAACUGAAGCAUUUCAGAUUUCAGAUAUUUGAUGAUCUAAAGCAGCCAACAAAUUAGGUCGCCACUCGCCAGAUGGUGUCAUUUGUGCACAUUAACUCACGCCUAUCAUGUAAUGCCUCUCCCUUUACUUUCUGAUCUGACAAUUUUAACUUGCCUAUAAAUGCAACAGUUUCGAUUCGACCUGGCUGAAUGAAGCUAUGGAAUGGUAUAUUUAUCUAACUAAAAGGUAAAAGUUUAAGGGACUAUUUUGUUUCUUUGA